Messenger RNA from Hemicordylus capensis (graceful crag lizard), 2156 nucleotides. It is a transcript of the gene CD19, whose product is annotated as CD19 molecule. Bases 34 to 1779 code for a protein of 581 amino acids. The transcript is spliced from 19 exons. Lineage: Eukaryota; Metazoa; Chordata; Lepidosauria; Squamata; Cordylidae. Gene Ontology annotation, cellular component: external side of plasma membrane. Gene Ontology annotation, biological process: B cell proliferation involved in immune response; B cell receptor signaling pathway; regulation of B cell activation. The record is from RefSeq and is a predicted model, not a curated record.
CUGGUGUGCAGUGAGGCUGGCUAGAGGGUGGCGAUGGUACCCACUCUGCAUUGCCAGAUUUUGCUUUGGCUGAGUUGGGGAGCUGCCACUGGAGCCCAGGAGGAGUCGAUCCGUGUGAUUCAAGCCACAGAGUCACAUGGAGUUUUGCUGCCAUGCCAUUGGGACCCUGCACUGGCUUCAAAUGGCCUGAAUCUGACUUGGCUCAGUUCAUCUGGGGAGGUGCUGGUACACGUAUAUGUCAAGUCCCACCAGCCUGAGGCACGUUUGGGUGAAGCCUACGGGCUGCAGAUCUACAACAUCUCUCAAGAAAAUUGGUUCACCUGUAGUUGGAAUGGCAUCUCGGGAAAGAACCACACACUCAGGAAAGAGCCACAGUGGAGAGAUGAAGAUGAUGAAGAUGAUGAAGAGCAGCAGCAGCUUGUCAACAGGACGAAGUCAUAUGGUGAUGAUGAGAACACCCAAGAGGAAGUGAAAGGCCGUGGGGAAGAUGACUUUUCAAGCGGGCACCAGGCCAUUUCUCAUCCAUUUCAGGGUCUUGCAAAUUUCUCCUGCGAUGUCUCAGUACCUCACAAUUGGACUGAGGGGUCCUUGCUCUGGAUUCAGCAUGAUUUACAGAGCCAAAAAAAAGUGCUGAGUGUAAGAAUACGACGACGCUCCAUCCCUUACUGGCCCUGGCUGGGGUCUAAUUGCAUUGAUUUGCUGCUGCCUUCAGUAAACUUCACAGAUGGUGGAAACUACACCUGUCAGGUGGCAAACCAGACUCACCACUAUAGGCUGGAGGUGAUGGCAAAGUCAGCUUGGUUGCAUUUAGGAGAUCGGCAUUGGGUCAUCUGGACUGUAGCCUUGGGAUAUGUGGCUGCCUGCCUUGGCCUCCUUUUCUGUUUCCUACGUCUCCAGCGUGCCAUUCGCAUUCAUAGGCAGCAGAAGAAUCUGAGAGCCCCUGCCAGGAGAAGGUUCUUCCAUGCCAAGCGGAACAGAACACACAAUUCCAACGGCAUUCUGGUACACCCAGCAAAUGACUAUGACCAAGAUCCAAUGGAUGCCUUCUCCUAUGAAAAUGUGCUACCAAACAUGGACCCACUGGGUGCCCAGCAGUUAUUUCAGAAGAGAGAUGACCUGCCCAGUACCACCAAAACACAAGAUGAAGAUGAGGAGGAGUAUGAGUGCCCUGACAGUGAGACAGAGCAAAAAGAUGAUGAUGACAACUAUGAGAACACCCAGGAAGAAGUGAAACAGGCAAGCCUGCUUUUGAGCGAUGGAUCCCCUUAUGAAAACAACAAGAAAGACAUGACAUCUGGCAUCUGCUCUUGGGGCUCAGAUGACCCCUGGUAUGCAAACAAUACCCAGCAGGGCCCUAAGAAUCUGACCGAAGACCAGCUUGCUGAAGAUGGUGAAAACUAUGAGAAUGUGGAAGAGGAGGACCCUGUGAGUCCUGGCGUUGCACGGCUUAUAGCAGGUUUGCGCUUGCAGCUGGCUCUGAACCCCCAAGUGGACAAGCAGGAUGGUGGCAGCGAAGCUUCUACAGGCUCCCAGACCUAUGAGGAGAUGAAUGGGAUGUUGCCCCCCACUGCAAACAAGACUCUUCACCUGCACCCCAACACAAGCAACGAGGAAGAUGCUGAUUCCUAUGAAAAUAUGGAAAGUCCAAACAAUGUCAGUUCACGGAAGGAAGGCAGCUUUGAUCCACGUGUAGAAGGCCCAGCUUUUGGUUCCACACGGCAAAAUCGCUCCAUUCCUUUUGGUGUUGGUUUUAGAGGAGGGAUGCUGUGCUCGGACUAGAACUAGCCAUGACUUUUGAGACAGUACAAGAACAUGUGAAUGGAUGUGUUUAGAAGUACACAGACAGCUUGCACGGCUGCAGUGGUGAACUCACAACAGAUCCACAUUCACCCCAUUUGGCCUGAUGCAGAACCUUAGAAUUGACUUCAAGAGCAAUUGCUUCUUUGUGUUUCCAGUCGAAGCUAGCUGUGCAGAGUGCUGACUGGCUGACCGUAUGACAAUAAACAAAAGCUACCUCUGUCCCCGCCCACCUGGGUAGAGUGCCGAUUGGCUGAAUUUUGCAAAACUCAUGGAGCCCCUCUCCAACCUGGGACAAGUUGUAAAUAAACAUAUGAUUGCUUUUUUUAAAGUGCUGAAUAAACAUUUACCCAGAUGAA